Messenger RNA from Cottoperca gobio, 1386 nucleotides. RefSeq names its product RELT like 1 (gene rell1). The record is from RefSeq and is a predicted model, not a curated record. Gene Ontology annotation, cellular component: plasma membrane. Bases 125 to 895 code for a protein of 256 amino acids. NCBI's taxonomy places the organism in Eukaryota, Metazoa, Chordata, Actinopteri, Perciformes, Bovichtidae. The transcript is spliced from 7 exons. Gene Ontology annotation, biological process: positive regulation of p38MAPK cascade.
AAUUAGGGCGUAUAUCCACUCUUUGGGAAUCCGGAAAUACGUUAAUGUUUGUAAGAAGUCCCUCCUUUAGUUUAGUUUAGUCUAAAACAUCACCACCAGCCCUCCGGUUAGCUCCUGUCCAUCAAUGGCCGAUACAACCGCGAAUACGCAGGGCCAGACUACGCCUUCUAUGAAGGAUGAAGGUGCGGCGAACAACCCGGACUACACCGCUUUCGUCUUAGUGCCUGUCUUCUUCCUUCUCGGCCUGUUGGGGGUGGUGAUCUGCCACGUGUUGAAGAGGAAGGGCUAUCGGUGCACCACUGAGGCCCACGAUGGGGAGGAGGAGUGUGAGGAGGAAGAAAAGGAUCCGGAGCUGGGCGGAGACAUGAAUGACACCCUCAGUGAAAACAACGACACGGUGGGGCAGAUUGUCCACUACAUCAUGAAGAAUGAAGCAAACUCGGACGCCCUGAAAGCCAUGGUUCAUGAAACCAGCAUCGACUCUGAUGGCCCUCCGCUCACCCCCACCUCUCCCGGCACCCCUCCGAUGACUCCCACAUCCCCGGGUGCGCCGGCAGGAGCCCUCAAGCACACCUGCAACCACCUGCACACCAUCGGCGGCUUCGGCGGCCACAAGAACAUCUGCAACCGCUGCAGCCAGAAGAAAUGGCCGCUGAUGAGGAGGCCGUCGCCCCGCAAGACGGAGCAGCGCCGCAGCCAAGAGGUCACGGUCCUGGCUGUGGGCAGGUUCCGGGUGACUAAGUGUGAAAAACCGACCAGGGAGAGGCGGACGCUGCUAAUAUCAGACUCCAAUGGGAGCGUUCCUGCGUCUCCUACGGAGACGGAGCCCAAGAGCCGGACGACGUCCGAGUCCCAGCAGGAGCAGCCGGACAACUUGGACAAAGAGAACCGGUAGCAGGAUCCAGAGGAGCGGGGGAAAAAAACACAACAACAUCUGGACAAAACCCAAACGAGAACAUUCAAAAUAUCAGCGCUUGAGGAGCGCAGGCGACCAGGAAGUCGUCCCUCCACACUCCUGCUCCAUGGGGAGUCAAAAGGGCUGCUGAUGAUGGUGUAGACAGUGGCGAGAGCGACAUACAGAGUCAAACCAGCCACAUUUUACAAGCAGAAAGGGGGGUACGGUGUGUCUAUUUGGGACGCGCUCCAUUCCCUCUUAAAAUAGAAUCAAAAUAGUGCCUUGCUUACGAGCGUGUAAGCAAGGCGGCUGCUUAAUGUCAAGGGAGCCUGAACGAGGGCUUUCCCAAUGAACUACGGUCUUGUUACUCAAUAUGUCGAUGAUGUGUUUACAUAUGUUUUUGUAAGUGGAGGUAAAAAAAAAAAUCAGAUAAUAGAAAAAACGACACCCCAGGAACGGAUACAGCUAAAGGCUGAGGCUAAAUUCUAGGU